Molecule: messenger RNA, 1597 nt
Organism: Osmerus eperlanus (European smelt)
Lineage: Eukaryota; Metazoa; Chordata; Actinopteri; Osmeriformes; Osmeridae
Gene: rbm41
Product: RNA binding motif protein 41
Exons: 7
Coding region: 144-1484 (446 amino acids)
Biological process (GO): mRNA splicing, via spliceosome
Cellular component (GO): U12-type spliceosomal complex
Molecular function (GO): U12 snRNA binding; pre-mRNA intronic binding
Source: RefSeq, a predicted model, not a curated record
GAGAAUAUAUUUAUGCUAUGUUUUCCUAACUACAUAAGGAUGUAUCUACAAUUGUAACGCUGUGUGGAUUUUCGCGUUUUUAUGAUUUCACUACAUUUCCCAGAGUUCCACGCGGCAAACCCAGGAAGAACAACACCAGAAGCAUGCGACGAGUGACCCGCCAUGCGUGCGAGGACGGGCCCUUGCUGGAGGACCAGGAGACGGAGGGCCAGAGGCGGCUACACGGACUCCUGGUCCAACAGCUCGACACGGACGCCAACAUCGACCGGUGCCUUGCCAAGAGGAAGUGUUUCGCCCCUGCGGCCUUGUACAAGCCCUUUGGGGAGCAGGCUGCUGGAGUUCGGAGCCUGUCCCAGUUCCAGGCCCUGCAGGACGGGGAGAGGGAGCAGACCAGCCUGCGAGAGCUGGGGCUCACGGACACUGAGAUCGAGCUGUGGCUCAGUAGAGAGGCUCUCCACGUGGCUGAAAAGGGUGUGCUGCCAGCCCCAGGGGCGAUGCAGCAACGCUUGCAGGUGAUAAGGGACAAGAUGGAGGCCAGGGCGGAGCUUCUGGCUUGUCCCCAGCGCUUCUCCGCCAGCCGGCCGCUGUCCAGGCGGGAGAUGGAGAUCGAGCGGGCGCUGUUCCAUGGCAACGAUCGCCUAGGUUUCCUCACGGCGCUCUAUCACCAAGAGGAAGAUGCAGCAGAUGACCAGCAGGGAGCGACCUCAUCCAACACUCUGGACUCUCUCUACAGGAACGUCCUCUCUGAGGGCAGGAAACGCACGUCUCCCUCACAGGACCCUCCUCCACCUCACACCAACCAAUCACAGAGCUCACUGACACAUGAGGACCAAUCCCAAGGCUGGACAGACUGUCAGCCGGAGCCGUGGGGACAAAGUCACCGAGCCGCUGACGAAUCAGGGUUAAGCAAGGACACCGUUGGCCAAUCACAACUCCAGAACCGACCUGGACGGUUUUCUGCUCCAAAGAGGAUAAACAUAAGCCAGCCAAUCGGCAGUCUGUGUGGAGCAGUGGAGGCGGGGUCAGGCGGACCACUGACGGUGAGAGGGGAGAUUCUAGAGAUUUCCGACGGAGAGAUUCUGGAGAACCGAGAAUCGGAGGAAGAGAUCCGUAACAUUCCACGGUUCCACAACUAUCAGCCAGGAGAACCGUCCAAGGUGCUGUGUGUGCGGAACCUGACUGGUCAGGCGUCCGUGGCCCAGCUGGUGGCGCUGUUCUCCAGGUUCCAGGGGGAGGGCGGGCCCCCAGUCCUCUACCGCCUCCUGACCGGUCGACUGAAGGGACAGGCCUUUAUAACACUCUCCGACACGGAAACGGCUCAGGUCGCCCUCCGGCUGGUGAACGGGUACCGGUUGCUAGGGAAACCUCUGGUGAUCGAGUUUGGCCGGCAGCGGAGCGGUGAGGAGAAAGAGAAGAGGGGAGAGGAGGAGAAGGAGGAGGAACAGAGGGAAGGUAGACCUCCAGAAACACAGCCUCAGUCCUGACGGAACAGAGCAACAGUCCAACUCAGGCCUGGCCACUCCUCUUUCCUCGCCCAAUAAAACAUACCGUUUUGUAUAUUUAUUGUUUUACAGCUGAAUAAAUAACCUGUCAUGUA